Messenger RNA from Penicillium crustosum, 942 nucleotides. RefSeq lists its product as uncharacterized. Gene Ontology annotation, molecular function: ATP binding; cyclin-dependent protein serine/threonine kinase activity. Lineage: Eukaryota; Fungi; Ascomycota; Eurotiomycetes; Eurotiales; Aspergillaceae. Bases 1 to 942 code for a protein of 313 amino acids. The transcript is spliced from 3 exons. The record is from RefSeq and is a predicted model, not a curated record. Gene Ontology annotation, cellular component: cytoplasm; nucleus. Gene Ontology annotation, biological process: protein phosphorylation.
AUGGCUGCCAUCAUACCUCAAGGCCUGAAGUCCUAUCACCAACUGGAAAAGCUUGGUGAAGGUGCCUAUGCAACGGUCUUCAAAGGUCGGAACAAUCUGACCAAUGAAUUGGUGGCCCUGAAAGAGAUUCACCUCGACCCGGAAGAAGGGAUCCCGUCCACUACAAUCCGUGAGAUCUCUCUGAUGAAGCAGCUCAAUCACGAGAACAUUCUGGCUCUGUACGAUGUGUUCUACACGGGUGAAAAGCUCAUGAUGGUGUCGGAGUACAUGGACAAGGAUUUGAAGCGCUUUAUGGAUGACCGAGGUGGCGCUCUUGACCUCCUAACUAUCAAGUCAUUUGCACAAGACAUGCUGAAAGGCAUAGCCUACUGUCACGAGAAGAGCGUUUUGCACCGGGAUCUUAAGCCUCAGAAUCUGCUUAUUGGUUGGGAUGGACGUUUGAAGUUGGCGGAUUUCGGCCUCGCUCGCGACUUUGGCAUCCCAGUCGGCACUUUCUCGAACGAUGUGGUCACCCUCUGGUACCGACCUCCGGAUGUGCUAUUGGGGAGCUGCUCUUACAGUACCAGCCUCGAUAUCUGGUCAGCGGGCUGUAUCAUUGCUGAGAUGCACACCGGUCACGCUUUGUUUCCGGGCAACACCGACACCGACCAGCUCCUCAAGAUAUUUCAAGUGAUGGGUACUCCGUCUGAAUAUACUUGGCCAGGCGUCAGUCAGUUGCCAGGAUUCGACCCCCUUUUCCCUAUUUACUCGCCCCUAGAUCUGAGACAGCUGAUGUCCGGGGUCGAGUAUUUAGGGACCAAUCUGCUAGAGCGCAUGCUGCGAUUGCGACCGGAGCUACGAAUCAGCGCCGCUGAUGCGCUACUCCAUCUAUGGUUUCAGAAUUCAUUUUCUCAGGCAGUCCCAUCAAACCCAUCCAUACACCGCGUCUAUACACUUGUCUAG